CGAUGGUAAGUCCCUUCUGACGUGCUUCCUUGUCUUACUUUCGUAUUUUGCUUUCUAACCCUUAGUGUUUUUUUUGUGAUGCAGGUUUUGUGAUGGACCGCAUGUCGUUCAUGAAGAGGGCCCAACUCAAAGCGGCCGAGGAGCUGAAGGCCCAACAACCUGGGGCUACCGCUGCGGCCAAGCCGCCGGUGCAGCCGAAGAAGAAGAGGCAGGCCGAAGAGGGCCAGAAGAAGUUGACGGAGGUGGGAAUGAAGCCUCCCAAGAAGUCAAAGAGGGCUUCUUCUGCCGGCGAUGCUGGGACGUCGGCUGUUCCUGCUGGGGACGGAGAGGGUUCAAAUCCUGAUGCUAUGGUGGACCACCCUUCAGGCCCCGUCGUCCACCACUCUUUCCACUAUUCCUGCUCCCUCAACGGCCGCCCGGAAGAAAGGGUCCGGCCGAGAGCUGGUCAGAGGGACCUAUAAGCUCGAGGUAGAGUACCCCGUUAAAGGGGGGCUGUUCAAUGAAAUCGUUGACGGCCACGAGGUGAUUUCUCAGGCCAUCCCUGAUGAAGACCGGGCUUAUCUGAAGAAGCUCGGCCACGUGAAGAUGUACGAUGGUGGGAUGGACCACGUCGUCCAAGUGAGUAACCGUGCACGCUUCGUCUUACUUUCUUCGCCAUUUUUUUUUGCAAAGUUGUCUAACUUAUUUUUACUGCAGGGUGCCUUCAUGUUGAUGGAGAACAACAGGAGGCAACAAAAGGAGAUUGCCCGUCUGAGGCAAUUUGAGC
Messenger RNA from Cuscuta europaea, 766 nucleotides. The record is from the annotation of a GenBank genome assembly. NCBI's taxonomy places the organism in Eukaryota, Viridiplantae, Streptophyta, Magnoliopsida, Solanales, Convolvulaceae.